Messenger RNA from Serinus canaria (Common canary), 1106 nucleotides. RefSeq names its product granzyme K-like. NCBI's taxonomy places the organism in Eukaryota, Metazoa, Chordata, Aves, Passeriformes, Fringillidae. The transcript has 5 exons. Gene Ontology annotation, biological process: proteolysis. The coding region runs from base 280 to 984 and encodes 234 amino acids. The record is from RefSeq and is a predicted model, not a curated record. Gene Ontology annotation, molecular function: serine-type endopeptidase activity.
CUUCCAGAACAAACAGGAAGUUCUAAAGUUGGCUCUGGCUUUAGGAGGACGUCAGAUCCCUCAGAGCAGCCCCAUGAUGGAGGUGGGCUGAUGCCCAAAGCCAAGAAUGACUGAAUUCCCCUCUCACACUGCUGAGACAUGCAACUUGUGGAGAGAUUCUUCAGAUGAGUCUGACUUCUGUGGUUUCCUGGAGUCUGGUGUCAGGCUAUAAAACCCUGCUGGGAGCAGGAUGAGACCCCAGAAGCUGCUCCACCUCGAAGGGACCCACAGAAGGCUGUGAUGGAGAACCUGCUGCCCCUCCUGCUGCCCCUCGUGCUGGUGAUGUGCCCCCCAGUCAGCAGCUAUUACCCCUGGAAGUGGAGGGAGAGAGGAGAAGUCAGGAUACAGCCUGCUCCCUACGUGGCCUUCCUGCAGGGCAAGGACAACCAGUCCUGUGGAGGCUUCCUGGUGGCUCCUGCCUGGGUGAUGACAGCAGCUCAGUGCCUUCAGCACAAACCCCUGACUGUCAUCCUGGGAGCCCAAACCCUGCAAAGGAGAGAGGAAAGCUGGCAAACCUUCCAGGUGAAGGAGUACCACAGCUACCCAGGCUACACCAGCCCUAAGAUGGGCAAGGACAUCCUUCUGCUGAAGCUGAAUGGCACUGCCAAAAGCAAUGGCCACGUCAGGCCCAUUUCCUUUUUGGAGAAAACCAAAAUUUGGGGUGGCACCCAGUGCAGGCUGGUUGGCUGGGGUGACAGGACAGCCACUGUCACCAUCAUCAGCCAGAGGGACUGCCUCAACCAAGACCCAGGCCUUGCUGAUGACUUGAUUUGUGGCCAGAGCAAAUCCUCCAAGCUACCUGAAAAGGGUGAUGCUGGGGAUCCUCUGGUCUGCAACAACAAAGCCUUUGGCAUCUUCUCCUACAGGCACAACAACUGGCCUGGCUUCUACACACACAUUUCUCCUUACCUCCCCUGGGUGCACAGUGUCAUGAAGUGCCUGUGACCCUGCUCCCCCUGCAGAGCUCACCCUCAGAGCCCCAUCCUCACCAGCUUUUCCUUCCCUUCCCUUCCCUUCCCUUCCCUUCCCUUCCCUUCCCUUCCCUUCCCUUCCCUUCCCUUCCCUUC